UCUGGACGUACCUCAUCCAGUGGAAGGAGAACCUGAAACAAGUGUCAGCCUGGAAGAAAACUACUCACCUGUGUGUUCUCCAGCACCAACAACACCAAAACAAACAAUGUAAAGCAACAAUGUAAACACUGACACACCAGUGAAUUCAACUCGUUAUGGAAGACCUAUCAGAAUGCCAAUUCUGUCAGUGUUUGUAGUUCAAACAGAGACUGUUGAAAAACAAACAAAAAUCAAAAUAGAAGAAAAAAUAAAACAUUGACAAGACAUUAAUAAUAACAAUGUAAUGACUAUUGUGAUGUCUAUAUUACCAAGAAAAAAAAGCAACGUUUGUUUGCAUAUUGUUUGCAAUGUGAAACACUGAGUUGAAAGAACAUUGUUUUGAGAAACAAAUGAUCCAAAGAAAGAGAGAUGUCAUGCAUAUACUUACCUGUAGUGCCUGAGGGCUGCUCUGUUACUAAUUACUACAUGUCGUCAUCUGUACUUUACACUUGACCCAUUACAUCAGAUAAACAUGGUUAUUUUACCCGCAUUCCUGUGUGCUAGUAUAUUACAAAGCCUAUUGCUCAAAUGCCAUGAGAAAGGAAAGGUCAGUUAUUUCCAUUACAACCUAAACAACAUUAGAAACAGAUAGUAGUAUCCAACUUUCACUUAGGGAAGUGUUUUGUUCCAUAAUGUCCAUCUAAUCAUCAUAUGUGUAGGUGUUGUUUUGGCCUUUGUCAUCACUAACCAGGUCAGUGUACUCAAAUACCAAGAUUGACACCUUAACCCUGUUGUGUGGUCCGGAAACUUUCCCCAGGUCAGCCACAAGUAACCAAAGUGAAACCAUAAGAGGUGCACAGCACAGCCUGGCAUGCAGCUGAGACUGGGAGAUUUUAGAGAUGCAAACAUGUGAAACACAACCUUGUGACAUGUUAUCAUAUUAAUGUGCUGUAGAGUGGGGUUUGAAUAUGUUGACUUGACCUGUAUUUUACUACAGUACUUUCGCACAGAAAGAGAAAGAGGAAGAGAAUAGAAAAAGAAAGCGAAUUACGCACUGACAAAUCAGAAAAGUGAAUGGACUCACAUUGAACAGUGCCAAAACACUAUCAAAAUCUAUUGGUUCAAUUUGAUUUAUAGUAGUAGCUGACAAAUCACAUUGUAAAAUCUAUUUAGGGGAAGGAUGUGACUGACUCAUUUUCACUUAAAGGUCAAUGUUUAUCACGCCCUCGUUUUCUCAUUGGUUGUGAGUGGUGUUCCUCUUUCUCUAUGAGAGUAGUGUGAAUAGUAGGAGGGCCAGUCCCCUACGUGAAGAGUUAUCUAGUCUCUUUGUUUUCCUUCAGUCACUCAGGAAAGUACCAGCCCGACCUGCCUCCUGUCCUGGACAGCUACAGAGGAACACAGAGCAGAACACAGACAUAAAGACGUCCUCGUCGGAUACAGACACAACACACACACAGCAGUGUUCUGAGGUUUCACAGCAGAGGAAGCCAAGAGGACAAUCACACAGCGGCUCCAUCUCUCUCUCUUCCUGCACUCCCUCUGCUGCAUCUCAGGGGACUGAGGUUGCUCUACCCGAGCCUCUCUCCCCCCCACGGCCGGACGCUGCAGAUUGAUGAUGCCGCAGCAGUCGAUGGAUCGCUGUGAGGUUUCAGAGAACUGCCACCAUCAUAGCCCGGGGGCCCAGGGGAGCCAGCGGCGCCUGGUCAGUGGACUCCUUCUCUGGGUCGGUCUCCUCACCGUCAGCCACGUGGUCUCCAUCACCCUCCUCGUCAUCACCAGGCCACACGCACUGCCUCUGCCAGAAAUAGUUUCAGCUCCAAGACCAACAGCAGACACAUCUCCGAGCAUACCCCUGGAGCCACAAAGAGUGCCAUGGCAAAUGCUCACCUUUGAACCCACAAGUAUAGACGAUAAUGAUGUCUCGGUGGUGAGAAGUGUGAUCAAGUGGAAGACGCAGUCCAAGGCGAAUCAUUUUGUCUCCCUAAAGGACGGAUCCCUGACCAUCAACCAGGAUGGUUGUUACUUCCUGUAUCUUCAGGUGACUCUGGAGUCACCAGAGGUGUCUGGACAGCACAUAGUGAGAGUGAACAAGAACAACAGAGUCCUGCUGGAAGUAAGGAUGACCACCACCUCCCUCAGCACAGGGUUCCUGGGCAGGGCUGUGGAUCUAGCAGCCUCCGACAACCUCACAGUCACUGUCUCCCCUAUUGCCAGGAUCAACACCACCUACACCGCCACAUACCUGGGCAUCAUAGGUCCAAAAUUAUACCUGUAGAUUCUAUUGGAUAUAGACACUCCUGUCUUCAUAGACACAUGCUGAGGGCUAGAUCUGGGACUCAUUUGGUAGGGGUUGAUUGAAUAGAUCCUGGGGAUCUGGAGUUAACUGGGAUCAACCCAUCAUCCCACCACCUGUCAGAGAGAUGGAGUAGUGGGGAAGACCAUGUGGGAGACGCCGUAUAUUUGUCUGAAUCUGAUUCAGUCCGACUCCCUGCUCAUCACAGAAGAUUAUUCCACUCCUUUAUACUCUACCUAGCCUUCCAACUGGUUUUGAGCUGCAAGGAUUUUCUUUCCAGAAUUCUAUUGAUUUUUUUAUUUGAUUUUUAUUUAACUAGGCAAGUCAGUUAAGAACAAAUUCUUAUUUACAAUGAGGGCUUACCAAAAUGCAAAAGGCCUCCUGCAUGGAAGGGGGAUUCAAAAUGUAAAAUAAUAAUGUGUCUUGUAAUGUUGGAAAAAUAUGUUUAAAAGUAUUGGUCAUCGUGGGUUAUGGGUUGUACUGUUACUUUAGCAUUUUUCUCUCUUGGAUGAAAUAGCACUGUUUUUAUCGCUCAGGAUUAUAGUUAGUAUGUUUUUCCAGUAAAUAUUGUUUUUUAAGCUAUGAAUGAGGGGAUUGUCUUUUCAAAUCAUGUGCACAGGGUUGUUGAGAGAAUGCACAGUAUCAACAUAUCUUUAAUGUUUACUUUAAUAUUUGUGUAUUGCUUUGUAUUUAAAAUAUUCGUUUUUUACCUAUUUAUGUCUUAUUACAAUAUUAUCUUAUUAUUAUUUUCUUAUUAUUUAUUUUCUAUAUCUAUUUUGAAGGACAUGUUGAGUAUGUUGUAGGAUGAGAUGUAGAGAUAAUCAAUGAAUGUAUGUCACUAACCAGGUUUCCAUUCAAUCGUUUUAUGCGAGUAAAGUACGUCAGGUAAAACAUUAAUGAUGGAAACUGUUUCGGUAAACCUUCCAAAUGUAGACAAAACAAAUUACGGUAUACAAGGUGGGAAUUUUUUGUGUCGGUAAAAUUAGUUAUGCGAGAAAUGGCAGUGGAAACACCUUUUAUGCGCAAAUAUUGAUGUAAUAACCAUCCUAUCGAAGUAAACUUGAAGUCACGCCAUGAUAAAUUGUGGUUCUCCCACUACGACUCGGGAAAGUAUGCAGUUUAUUAGGCUACAGAUUAAAUACAUUAUGAUGAACUUCACAGGGUGGUAAAUGUGCAAGGUGUUGCUCCUUUCCAAUAAAUAUCGAGGGUCUUCUUCUGGUGAUGAUGAUCGAUUCUUGGCUGCCUUUUGACAAAUACAAAUAAUAUUGCUCUUAUCUAAUAGUCGCAUAAUGUUGGUAGCCUGCCGCACUGUAUCUGCGAGCUGUUGGCUAGAGCGCAUGUUCCAAGAUCAGAGUGCACAUUUCCUACUCCAUCAGUAGAGUUCAAAAUGCGAUGGAAACCCAUUUUUCAUUCGGUAGGCUACAUGUGAAUUUAACGGCAGAAGUUAUUUUUUAUCUGCACUACGUCCUCAAGCACAGCCUUUUACCCAUAAAAAAGUAUGUUUGAUGGAAACAUCCCUGGCGGGGGAAUGCACAUAUCGUUUUAGCAUAUUUUUGAAUAUUAGCAUGAAAAUCUAUCGCAAAUUGGAUGGAAACCGACUUUAUAGCGCCAAAUAAACUAGGAUAAAAUGUACGUUGUUACGAAUUCCACAACUGAAGUUCCCGCUGGGAAACAUGAAUGUAAUCUAUUAUAUUAAGAAAGCACUGGAAAUUAUUUUUUUCUCUCCAAACAAAUAAAUGAAGUACAGUAUUUGACUUGUAUAUGGCUUUUAUUUCACCUUCAAAUAUUGUUUGUUGAAGCCAUUACAGAAAUGAGAACUAAUUCAUGACAUGUUGUGAAAUUAUAUGAAAAUAAAGCACAAAUAGCUUUAAAUCUAAUGGUGUCAUACGAACGCUGUGGGGGGUGAGAGCUAUUAUAAACAGAUGUGAAACCACCAGAUGUGAAUCAUUACCAACACAGUGAAAUAAGGGUCAUAUCGAACUACAGAUGUAGGAUCAUCAUUUGAUCCCCCUGUUGCAGAAUAACUUGUAGUGUAUUUGAGUUUUAAAAAGGCUUCUAAAGUUUGUAAUUUCUACACUGAAAUUUCAAACUUGAUUUUCCAUUAAGAAAAAUGUAUCUACAGUGCAUUCGGAAAGUAUUCA
Molecule: messenger RNA, 4413 nt
Organism: Salmo salar (Atlantic salmon)
Lineage: Eukaryota; Metazoa; Chordata; Actinopteri; Salmoniformes; Salmonidae
Biological process (GO): immune response
Cellular component (GO): membrane
Molecular function (GO): tumor necrosis factor receptor binding
Source: RefSeq, a predicted model, not a curated record